Messenger RNA from Arabis nemorensis, 462 nucleotides. NCBI's taxonomy places the organism in Eukaryota, Viridiplantae, Streptophyta, Magnoliopsida, Brassicales, Brassicaceae. The record is from the annotation of a GenBank genome assembly.
AUGGAUUCUGCAAACAAAGCAAAGAAAGGAGUAGCUGGAAGAAAAGCUGGUGGUCCGAAGAAAAAACCGGUUUCUCGAUCGGUUAAAUCCGGUUUACAAUUUCCCGUCGGUAGAAUCGGUCGGUAUCUAAAGAAAGGUCGUUAUUCGAAACGUGUUGGUACCGGAGCUCCGGUCUAUCUCGCCGCCGUACUCGAAUAUCUUGCAGCUGAGGUUCUUGAACUUGCUGGUAACGCAGCAAGGGACAACAAGAAGAACCGUAUCAUACCGCGCCAUGUUCUGUUAGCUGUAAGAAACGACGAGGAGCUAGGUAAGUUACUCAAAGGCGUAACAAUCGCACACGGUGGAGUUUUACCAAACAUAAACCCAAUUCUCCUCCCAAAAAAGUCUGAAAAAGCAGCAACUUCAACAACAAAAGCAACCAAAUCACCAUCAAAAGCCACCAAAUCCCCUAAGAAGGCAUAG